AUGGGAUUCAAUAUUAUACGUCAAGAUUUACGUUCUAAGGCAGGAGAAUUUGGUGUUCGUCAAAAUCCUAAUCGUGAAGAACUCAUAAAAGGGUUAACUGAGAACCCACCAAAAAAUAAAAAUAAGGCCAAAGAAAUUUUUGAAUAUUUGAAUACACAACAAGAAAGUUUUACUGAUUCUGAUUGGAAGAAGCUUAAAGAUUUCGAAUUUAUUCCAAUUCAAUAUGAAAGCAAGUACCUUAAUAUAUUUUUUUUACCUAAUUAUAUAUAUGAAUUUAUUCAUCUAUUUAUUUAUUUAUUUAUUAGAUUGAAUGAUUUCCUUCGGUGUGUUGAUUUUGGAACAAAUGCUAAUAAAUUUUUGGCCAAAUGUGGUGUUAAUUACGAUUUAUUAUUUGAAGACGCUCACCGAUUGCUGUUUAAAUCAUCACGUGAAUUGUGGGAUUUAUGUAAAAAAAAUACAAAAAAUUAUUUGCAUAUUUUGGAAAAAAUUAACGAUGUUUAUAAUAAGUUUCCAGAAAAAAAAUUGAACAAAGAUGAUGUUCUAAUUGCUAUUAAAACUGAUAGUGAAGGAAAUAACAAUUAUUGUAUAGCAACAGUAAAGGAAAUUUACAUAAAUGAUGAUAAAGUAUAUCAUAAAAAUCUUAAUCCAUUUACACCACCUGAAAACUUGCGAGAUUUUUAUAAGUUUUUUUUAUAG
Rhizophagus irregularis DAOM 181602=DAOM 197198 is the source of this 696-nucleotide messenger RNA. The record is from RefSeq and is a predicted model, not a curated record. Lineage: Eukaryota; Fungi; Glomeromycota; Glomeromycetes; Glomerales; Glomeraceae.